AUGGCGGCGGCGGCGGCCGGGCCGGAGCCGGGGCCGCUCCGCGCGUGGGCGGCGGCGGCGGCGCGGCAGCACGCGGCGUGGCGCGCGGCGCUGGCGGGCUGGGCCCCGCCGCUGCGGUCGCUGUCCGCGCUGGCGGCGCAGAUGCGGGCGGCGCGGCGGGUGGCCUGGGGCCGCUCCCCGCUGCGCGACUGCGGCCGCGACCUGCCGGCCCGGCUCUGGCGGAAGCAGCGCGGCGCGGCCGAGGCGCUGCUGGAGGAGCUGGGCGGCCGGCGGGCCGAGCUGCGGGCCGUGCGGGACGGCGCGGCGGCCGGGCUGGGCGCGGCGCUGCGGGUGUGCGAGCGGCGGGCGGCGGAGCUGGGCCCGGCGGCGGCCCUGCGGCGGGGGCCGCGCUGCCCCUCGGUGGCCGACGCGCUGGAGGCGCUGCGGGACCUGGAGCGGUACUACCGGCGGCUGUACCUGGAGAGCGAGCUGCUCCUGCUCCGCGUCAGCUGCGACGACCUAGACGACAUGGAAGCCCUCCCGCGGUCCUGGGAGAGGAUCUUGGGGCGCUACGACGAAGACGUCGUCCAAGAUACACUUCUUAAGAUCUCUCUGUUUGUGGACAACCAGCAAGAGCUGUGCAGCUCCACAGACUCGUGACAGAACAGGAGGGACUGAUGUUGACCAGCUUCUACGAGAGAGGUGGAAAUGGACUGAAGAAGAGGCUGAGCUGAACAAGCUGGGAAGACAGAGGGGAGUCGUCUUCAGCCACGGAAGUCAUCCUUUCUUUUGCCCGACAUGGAUAUUUUGUAUGCUGAAAAAAAUGCUGAGGCUUAAUGACUUGAGGUGUGCCGCUAACAAAUGAGCGUGACAUAAAGUCCAGCAGGCUGAUACCAUGUAAGAAAGAUGUUUAGGUAUUAUCCUUACAAAUAAAUAAAAAAAUGUCAAAUUGAGGCUUAAAAGCGGUUUGCACCUCGUGCCUCUGAGCAUCGUGUUUGCUUUCCUCCCACCUGUACAUUGAAGAGGAAGGAGCAAAUUUGGCUUGAAAAACUAAUUACUGAGGUGCAUGGACAUCUGGGUUCUGACACAGGCAGUUUUCGAGUGCGUUAGAAUAUGAUGUCUCUGCUGGGGCAUGUUUAAAUCACAGUCGUAACACUUCCCGCUCUGUGGCAGCAGCAGUGGCAGGUGACAGUUUUGGGGACAUCUUCUGUUGGCCAUGACACCGAUGCCCUGUGACGUUCCUGGGGAGGGGGGGACGCCUGUCUCUAUAUAACAUACUUGGUAAGGAAUUGUAGCUUCCCAGAGAAGGCCAAAUAAAGAAUCAUACUUGUGCAGAGUGUA
Molecule: messenger RNA, 1320 nt
Organism: Tyto alba (common barn owl)
Lineage: Eukaryota; Metazoa; Chordata; Aves; Strigiformes; Tytonidae
Gene: AIRIM
Product: chromosome unknown C1orf109 homolog
Exons: 5
Coding region: 1-639 (212 amino acids)
Cellular component (GO): nucleus; cytoplasm
Source: RefSeq, a predicted model, not a curated record